Stegastes partitus (bicolor damselfish) is the source of this 2670-nucleotide messenger RNA. RefSeq names its product contactin-associated protein-like 5. The transcript is spliced from 15 exons. The record is from RefSeq and is a predicted model, not a curated record. Lineage: Eukaryota; Metazoa; Chordata; Actinopteri; Pomacentridae. The annotation marks the transcript as partial.
AAGGAUGAUGUUUCCUCAGGUUCGGCCCUGAACGACGGCCAGUGGCACUCUGUGGACCUGAUCUCAGGACGAGGACGUCUGACUGUCAUGGUGGACGGAGACGAAGCAGCUGCAGCUCACGCCAGCCCUUCGUUUGUUAUCACUGCAGGAGGUCAACUGUUCUAUGGUGGUUGUCCUUCUGACAGCAGCAGUCAGUGCAUGAAUCCCUUCAGAGCGUUCCAGGGCUGCAUGCGUCUCCUGACUGUGGACGACCAGCCGGUGGAUCUGAUCCAGGUGCAGCAGAGGCUGAUGGGAAACUACAGCCACCUGCAGAUCGACAUGUGUGGCAUCAUCGACAGAUGUUCUCCGGGUCGCUGCGAACACGAAGGCGGCUGCACUCAGUCCUGGACCACCUUCCGCUGCAACUGCUCCGGCACCGGCUACACCGGCGCCACCUGCCACAGCUCCAUCUACGAGCAGUCCUGUGAGGCCUACAAGCACAGAGGCAACACGUCGGGGUUUUACCACGUGGACGUGGACGGCAGCGGACCAAUCAGGCCGCAGCUCGUCUACUGCGACAUGACAGAGGACCAGACGUGGACGGUGAUCCGGCACAACAACACCGAGCUGACCAGAGUCGGAGGCGGCGCUCGGCACUCGGCUCACUUUGAAUACGCGUCUGAUGAGGAGCAGCUGGCGGCGAUCAUCCGCCAAUCGGAGCACUGCGAGCAGGAGCUGGCCUACCACUGCAGGAAGUCUCGCGUCCUCGGCUCAGCAGAGGGCUCUCCGGUCAGCUGGUGGGUCGGCGGUCCGGACGGAGGUCAGGUGCAGACCCACUGGGGCGGAGCUUCACCGGGAAGCCAGAGGUGCGGAUGCGGCGUUCAGCAGAACUGCGUGGAGCCCAAACACCGCUGCAACUGCGACGCCGACCGGGCCGAGUGGUCGAGUGACUCGGGCCUGUUGACCCAUAAGGAGACUCUUCCCGUCAGAUCUCUGGUUCUGGGCGACGUCCAGAGGUCCGGAUCGGAAAGCGCCUACAGGGUGGGGCCGCUCCGUUGCCAUGGAGACAAGAACGUGUGGAACGCGGCGUUCUUCGACAAGGAGACGUCCUACCUCCACUUUCCCACCUUCCACGGAGAGCUGAGCGCCGACAUCUCCUUCCUGUUUAAGACCACUUCAUCCUCCGGCGUCUUCCUGGAGAACCUGGGCAUCAGAGACUUCAUCCGGAUCGAGCUGAGCUCCUCCACGGAGGUCCUCUUCUCCUUCGACGUGGGCAACGGCCCGCUGGAGGUUUCCGUGAAGGCCGGCUUCCCGCUGAACGACAACAGGUGGCAUCGCGUUCAAGCCGAGCGCAACGUCAAAGAGGCGACGCUUCGCCUCGACGAGCUUCCCGCUGCGACGCAGGAGGCGCCGGCCGACGGACACAUCCACCUGCAGCUCAACAGCCAGCUCUUCAUAGAUGUUUCAGCCAGUUUCAGGCCCGGAUCGUCCGUCAGCUUCACCUUAGAGGAGCCGGACAGCAGCGUCCUGCCUUCCUCUUCCUCCUCCUCCUCCUCCGUCCACUCAGAAAACAUCUCGCUGAGCUUCAGGACCAGCCAGAGUCCAGCUCUGUUGCUCUACGUGGGCUCCGACCUCCAGGAAUACGUGGCUCUGCUGCUCAACAAACAAGACCAGCUGGAGGUGAGGUACCGGCUGGACGGCAGCAGAGAACCAGAGGUCCUGAGGAGCAAAGUGAAGAAUCUCAGCAACCGACAGCUGCACCGUGUUUCCAUCAGCAGGCUGGCAGACGCUGUUUCUGUGCAGAUUGACCAGAACUCCAGAGAAGACUUCAACCUGACGUCUGACGAGGAGUUCGACGGAGUCAGGACGCUGGUUCUGGGCAGAGUCCACAAUUCUGACGGUUUGGACCCAGAGCUUUCUCAACUCGCCUCUCUGGGCUUCGCGGGCUGUUUGUCGUCGGUCCUCUUUAACUCCAUUAGCCCUCUCAAGGCUGCUCUGCUCCACCCAAACACCAGCUCCGUCACCGUCACCGGGUCGCUGGUUCGGUCCAACUGUGGCUCCACUUCGGCCAAUCAGAACGCAGCAGAAGCCACGCACCACCAAUCAGGCCAGUCGGGAUCGGCGGGAACGGGUCAGCCUUUGGUGAACGCCAUCAGGAGCGACUCGGCUCUCGUCGGAGGCGUGAUCGCCGUCGUGAUCUUCGUGAGCGUGUCCGCUCUGGCUGUGACGGCCCGGUUCCUGUACAGAAGAAAAGGCUCGUGUCAGAGUCCGGAGGUCAAAACGGUGAAACCUGAAGACAGUCCAGAACUGGCCUUCAGCAGCCAGACCAGCUCGCAGAACGGACCGACGGAGAGCCAGAGGGAGUAUUUCAUCUAGCUGGAGGUCGGACAGACAGACGGACGGAGAUGCCUUGUCAAGCCUCAGUGCUUUACAAAACAAACUGAGCCUGGACAGAACCACACAGACAGAACCUUCCUCGUGUUCUGACUUCUUUCCCUUCGUUUCUGCUCCCGUGUGUUUUUAUAGACUGUAUGAAAAACAAGGUGUUGAGUUUCUAACGUGUCGGUGGAGCUUCUGUAAAUAGAGAACGAUGGAAACCUUUACAUUCUGACUUUAUAUCGUCUCAUUGAAAUGAAAGAAACCGAGUUUUUAAUGGAACUGUUGGUUAAAAGCUGCUGUGAUGCGAAGUGA